AUGGUGUUCUUAUGGGAACUUAUAAGUGACCUCGUCAGGGUGGAGCAGGGUUGGUGGACCAAAGAUCCAACUGAAGUAUGGCGGUUCUUCGUGGCAUCAGACCGGCUUAGCAAAGAAAUGAAGAUAAAAGAAGGCGAAACACUGGCGGCUACGAAAGAGAAGGUGCGGAAUGAGCUCCACAUCGACUCCGAAUCGAGGACAUCAAGCUCACGUACCAGAUGCCGGAGUGGAUGGACGUCGACGGCAGUAUCAAACCAGUGCCGAUUCACAUCCGCACCAACGACGACCUGGACAUGUUUCUGGCUAUGA
Molecule: messenger RNA, 309 nt
Organism: Microthlaspi erraticum
Lineage: Eukaryota; Viridiplantae; Streptophyta; Magnoliopsida; Brassicales; Brassicaceae
Source: the annotation of a GenBank genome assembly